This is a messenger RNA of Elgaria multicarinata webbii, 3136 nucleotides long. It is a transcript of the gene LPCAT3, whose product is annotated as lysophosphatidylcholine acyltransferase 3. Lineage: Eukaryota; Metazoa; Chordata; Lepidosauria; Squamata; Anguidae. The coding region runs from base 41 to 1465 and encodes 474 amino acids. Gene Ontology annotation, molecular function: lysophospholipid acyltransferase activity; 1-acylglycerophosphocholine O-acyltransferase activity. The record is from RefSeq and is a predicted model, not a curated record. Gene Ontology annotation, biological process: phosphatidylcholine biosynthetic process; lipid modification. Gene Ontology annotation, cellular component: membrane. The transcript has 13 exons.
GGGCUCGAAGCGGGUCCGGCUGGGUGGCCUGGCGGAGAACAUGGCGGAGGGCGCCGGGACGGGGUUCCGAAUAGGCGUCAGCCUGGCGGAGGUGGCGGAGUCGGUGGGCUCUUCGGAGCAGGCGCUUCGCCUCAUGCUGUCCAUCUUCCUGGGAUACCCUUUUGCCUUGUUCCAGCGUUAUUUCCUUUUCCAGAAAGAGCUCUACCUCAUUCACCUGUACAACACGUUAACCGGGCUCUCAAUUGCUUACUUCAACUUUGGGACACAGUUCUGCCACUCCUUCCUAUGUGUCUUCAUUCAGUUUCUUAUACUGAGACUCAUGGGCCGUACAGUCACUGCCGUUGUCACUUCUUUCUGCUUCCAGAUGGCAUAUCUGAUGUCCGGCUAUUACUUCACUGCCACAGAGAACUAUGACAUCAAAUGGACCAUGCCACACUGUGUCUUGGCUCUCAAACUGAUUGGUUUGGCCAUUGAUUACUAUGAUGGCAGAAAAGAAGUGGAGUCCCUCACCCAUGAACAACAGCAAUUUGCUGUUCUGGGAGUUCCUACUUUACUAGAGGUCUCUGGCUUCUCCUAUUUCUAUGGUGCCUUCAUGGUGGGGCCUCAGUUCUCCAUGAUACAAUAUCAGAAGCUGGUAAAAGGCGAGAUGACAGAUGUCCCAGGCCAAAGACCCAACAGCUUUGUGCCUGCUCUUAAGCGCUUGAUCCUGGGCCUCUUCUUCAUGGUAGUCUACGUGAAAGCAGCCCCCUACUACUCUGAGGAAUAUCUUAUCUCUGAUGCUUAUCUGGAAGAGACCUUCUGGUUCCGCUGCCUUUAUAUAUUGAUCUGGGGCAAGAUAAUACUCUACAAGUAUGUUACAUGCUGGCUGGUCACGGAAGGAGUCUGCAUCCUAACUGGUCUUGGAUACGAUGGAAAAGAUGAAAAAGGGAUGCCAAAGUGGGAUGCUUGUGCCAACAUGAAAGUGUGGCUCUUUGAGACAACUCCUUAUUUCACAGGGACCAUUGCCUCCUUCAACACGAACACCAACGCCUGGGUAGCCCGCUAUAUCUAUAAACGACUAAAAUUCCUGGGAAACAAGUUAAUGUCACAAGCCAUCUCUUUACUGUUUCUGGCUGUCUGGCAUGGGCUGCACUCUGGCUACUUGGUGUGCUUCCAAAUGGAGUUCCUUAUUGUCACCGUCGAGAGACAGCUCAUUAGCCUGGUACAAAGCAGUCCACCUCUGACUACCCUGGCCUCCAUCACCAUCUUACGGCCAAUCUUCUAUGUGCUUCAGCAAGCUGUUCACUGGAUGUUCAUGGGAUAUUCUCUGGUGCCGUUUUGCCUCUUAAGUUGGGAAAAGUGGAUUAAGGUGUACAAGUCUAUUUAUUUCCUAGGUCACGUGUUGUUCUUCACAUUACUGUUUGUAUUGCCUUACAUCCGAAAAGUACUUGUGCCACGAAAAGGAAAGUUAAAGAAAGCUGAGUAACAACCAAAAGAUUGUACCACGUGUGCAUUUAUUAUGGGGAUGGUUGAAGCAUCACCUGCCAAACUUCUGUGGUCAAACCCUUGCAGGGUGACCAGGGGCAAAAAGAGCACAGGGGCCAAGACCCCAAAAUUAGGGGAACUGGCUGCAAACUCCUCCAUCCCGUCUACAGGUUGCCUUAUCUUUUAAUGUCUCCCCACGAACACUCCUGUCUCUGGAAAUGUCAGAUGAUUGUAAAGCACUUGAUGCAGCUGCCAUCUGGGAAUGGAGCCACAGCCUGACUUUUUUACUUUCCAAUUCUGCUAGAUAAAAUUGGUCCCAGUUGGUUUUUCAUUCAUGCUUGAGAUGCUUUUUUCCACUCAUUUUUGGAGCUGGAACUGUUUCUCUACUGUAUCCUGGCUUUCUUGGCAUGGGCAAAGACUAGUGUUGUAUGUAGGCUAAAGCAAAGUAUGAGGGAUAUACUUAAUGCAGUGUUUUAUGUGAUUCUUCAAAGGAUGUUCCUCUCCCCUCUAAGGCACACGAAGUUUACCAAUUAUUUUCAGGCCUUGCUCCUGUCUUCAAUAGUACUGUACACCACAGCAACUGAACUGAUGAAGCUAUUUCCUAGCAGAGAUGAAAAGAUUGUAACCCAGUUGCAGCAGGAAGCAUUUAUUAAGAUAGCAGUCCCACCACCACCACUGCUGCUACAGUGGUGGACACUUUAUUAGCUACAGUGACUGCUCUGAAAGUUCCAUUUGAGAAGGUAAGGGAUAGAACCGUGGUACUAGUGGUUCUUGGCAGGGUACUUGCCUGAGGACAUAUAGAAAACUGAUACCCUACAAGAACAUAAGAGCCAUGCUAAAUUAGACCAAGGUCCAGCAUUCAGCUCUCAUAUGCUGCAAGAUAGUAGAGGUAGCAAUAUAGCCAUCGGGACAUAUAGCCACUGUUAUCCUUCUCUUUCAGAAAUUUGUCUAAUCCCCUUUUAAAGCCGUUCAAGUUGGUGGCCAUCACUACAUCCUGUGGUACCAAGUUCUAGGCUGUGUUCAGACAACAGUGAGGUAAUAAUCACCUUGACAGUUGUUUAUCUAGGGGGUACUUCCCCCCCCCUCAAAUCCAGCUGGACGAGAGCGGCAGCCACCACUUUGACCACUUUUGCCUUGUGACUUUGUAGCUGAAGAAAUAUCCAACGGUGGUUCAAAUAGCCAACUCUGCACAGCAUUAUGUUAAAAACUCCCUCCACACAACAUAACCCAUGAUGGGUUAAAUAACCAACUGUCAGCUUUUUAACUUGCCAUUGGUUAUUGUGUUGUCUGAACCCAGUCCGAGUUUGACUAUGUGUUGUGUGAAGAAAUGCUUCCUAUUAUCUACUCUGAAUCUCCCAUCAUUGAGUUUCAUGGGAUGACCUUCGAUUCUACUAGUAUACGAGAGGGAGAAAAAAUGCCUCCCUAUCCAUCCCCCACACACCAUGCAUAAUUUUGUACACCUCUAUCACGUCUCCCUUCACUCGCCUUUAUUCCAGGAUGUUGUAACAGUUCCUCAUAGGGGAGGGGCUCUAGCCCCUUGAUCAUUUUGGUUGCACUUUCAGUGCCUUGUCCAACUCUACGGUAUCCUUGUUGAGGUGUGGUGAUCAGAAUUGUAUGCAGUAUUCCAAGUGUAGUCACACCAGAUUUAUAUAAAGGGAGUAUGAUAUUGGUA